This is a messenger RNA of Echinostoma caproni, 1209 nucleotides long. NCBI's taxonomy places the organism in Eukaryota, Metazoa, Platyhelminthes, Trematoda, Plagiorchiida, Echinostomatidae. The record is from the annotation of a GenBank genome assembly.
AUGGCAAUUAGUGGUCUUUCACCUGAAGCAUCUCUCAUGGCUAUCAAACGGGAGUUGAAGGACAAUGAGUUAAAGUUCACCGGUCAAUAUGACCCAGCUCUUCGUGCUCUCCGGGAGGCGUAUAACCCCAAAGCGCUGCGGUCAGCCGUGAUUGGCAAAGGAGAAAACUAUCCAAACGAUCAACUGGUCGAAGAUGUUAGAAAAGUCUACGAGAUGGUCGGGUUGGUCAAACCCACAGACGAAGAGAUCAGCCUGAAUAAACUCGCGGAUGAGACGAAACGUAUGUCUGUGAUUGCCGGCGCGAUGGGUCUCAAAGAGGACAAACGCAAAAACUCCAAGGAUGCAAGCGCUGCCGAUGCAGGUUUGAUGGGUAAAGCGGCCGAACUGUUGCGUCAAGACAUGGAAAGCAAAGGAAUAGAGGCCACUGAUAAGGUAUCAGCCGGUUUGAAGAAAAUGGUCAAGGGGUCAGCAGACAAAGAGCCACCCAAAGAUGAAGAGCCUCUAUCUCAGGAAAUUUUGGACAGUUUACUGGCGAUACAUUCCAGUGAAAACGUGGAUAUGCCAAGAAUUCUCGGUAAAAUAAAGAAGAGGGGUGAACUGCUGGCCCCAAUGUCUUAUUACAUGACCCCAAAUAUUGAAUACGACGAUUUUUCACUGACUGGAAUUACGUCAACUGGUGACUGGUCGCAAGUUACUUCUGGCGGACCAACUGAUACGCACCCUACGCCACCUGCCAAACCAAGUGAUAUGAGCAGUGAGGAUAAACAUAAGAAAGAAGAGGACAAACACGAGAAAGCAGAAUCCAAGGACAAACACCCCAAGAAAUCGCACGAUAUUUUCGAUGAGUUUUGGAAACGUUCGGAAAACCAAAUCGAGUGGGAUGAUGAUACCUUCACGGAUUUAGGAAAGACCACCACAAAGACUGUAGGCGCUCUCCAUGGGCAUGGAUCUAAAGUAACCGAUGACUCUGUUCACAUACCACACAAACCAAGCCACGUGAAUGGAACCAUGGAUAAGGCUGAGUCCGAAUCCGAUUCACGGCGUUAUAAGAUCACCAUCAUUCGAGCAUACAGCAACGAGCCUAAGGAUUCGACCGCACACGUGGACGCGUAUUUGGCUACGUUGACUGAAGAAGAUCGGGCGAGAAACCGUAAACAGGUGACCAUCAUUCGUGCUCUUUCUCGUGAUGCAUACGGCAUGGAAUUGUAA